Molecule: messenger RNA, 2917 nt
Organism: Hemibagrus wyckioides
Lineage: Eukaryota; Metazoa; Chordata; Actinopteri; Siluriformes; Bagridae
Gene: nr2f1a
Product: nuclear receptor subfamily 2, group F, member 1a
Exons: 3
Coding region: 856-2091 (411 amino acids)
Biological process (GO): negative regulation of transcription by RNA polymerase II; positive regulation of transcription by RNA polymerase II; cell differentiation
Molecular function (GO): zinc ion binding; nuclear receptor activity; RNA polymerase II cis-regulatory region sequence-specific DNA binding
Source: RefSeq, a predicted model, not a curated record
AGUUGCCAGCAGCCCCUCUCUUGGCUCCUUGACACGAGCACCAUAUAAGGCGCAGCGAUCUCCAUAGAAACGUGUCAGUUUCAAUAGUAGUGUCAAAGUUCACUAUAUACAGACAUUCGCGCAGAUCUCCGUUUCGGAAACGCUGCUCCACUGGUCCUCCCGUUAAAACGCAUUCAUUUUUGCUGGGGUCUCCUGCUUCUUGCAUAUUCUAUUAGUUGUUUUUUUUCUCUCUCUCUCUCUUUAUCCUCGCUCCGUUCCGACUGGAGAGGUGAAACUGCAAUAGGCUCUCGGGCGACGUUGUUUUUCUGCUGGACCAGAUGAGCUUUAUUCAUGAACAUAGAUAGAGAAUUCCGCUCUUCAGUGUUUCCUUCUCUCCAACCACGAAGACGGAGAAAGGAGCGGAGAAGGGAAAAAAGAAGGGAAUUUAUUUCGCACCGCACUUUGGAUCUCGGAGCCACCAGCGAGUUUUUUACAUUUUUUAUUUCGCCGUCAAUGUGAAGAAUAUUUAUUAAGAUAUUUUAAGAAAAAAAACUGAUUUCCGUUACGUCUGGCUUCGCUUUCUCUACGCGACCGGGGCUCCCGAAUGGCUGACUGCGAGCUACCUUGGAACUGGCCUCCCGAUAACUGCAUAUCCUAAUCGGGUGCCUUUUUUCUGCGACUCUUCGCAUGCUGUUUUGAAUGCAUCGAUUGUUUUAGGUUUUUGCUGUUUUUUCUUCUUGUUGUUCUUUUUCUUCCUAUGAGAUUGACCGCUCCGGCUUGACUUCCGCGCUGCCGUUUCCGUCCGCGAUUCUCCCCUUUGCAAGCUCCGACGUCCGAGCGACCGGUUCGCUUGAAAGCACUUUUCGGGCCCGAGAUAUGGCAAUGGUAGUUAGCGUUUGGCGCGAUCCGCAGGAAGACGUGGCCGGAGGAGCGGCGAGCGGCCCGAACCCCGCAGCGCAGCCGGCGAGGGAGCAGCAGCAGGCGGCGUCGGCGGCACCGCACACCCCGCAGACACCCAGCCAGCCGGGAGCGCCGUCCACCCCAGGCACGGCCGGAGACAAGAGCAGCCAGAACUCAGGCCAGAGCCAGCAGCACAUCGAGUGCGUGGUUUGCGGAGACAAAUCGAGCGGCAAGCACUAUGGCCAGUUCACCUGCGAGGGAUGCAAAAGUUUCUUCAAGCGGAGUGUCCGGAGGAACUUAACGUAUACGUGCCGUGCCAACAGGAACUGUCCUAUUGACCAGCACCAUCGCAAUCAGUGCCAAUACUGUCGGCUCAAGAAGUGCUUAAAAGUGGGCAUGCGGCGCGAAGCGGUUCAGCGAGGAAGGAUGCCUCCAACCCAGCCGAACCCAGGCCAGUACGCGCUCACCAACGGGGACCCUCUGAACGGUCACUGUUACCUCUCCGGAUACAUCUCGCUACUGCUGCGUGCCGAGCCUUACCCCACGUCCCGGUACGGCAGCCAGUGCAUGCAGCCCAAUAAUAUCAUGGGGAUCGAGAACAUCUGCGAGUUGGCGGCUCGCCUCCUCUUCAGUGCCGUGGAAUGGGCGCGGAACAUCCCUUUCUUUCCUGACCUGCAGAUCACCGACCAGGUGUCACUUCUCAGACUCACAUGGAGCGAGUUGUUCGUGCUAAACGCGGCGCAGUGCUCCAUGCCGCUGCACGUGGCGCCGUUGCUUGCCGCCGCCGGCCUGCACGCGUCGCCUAUGUCCGCCGACCGCGUCGUGGCCUUCAUGGAUCACAUUCGCAUCUUCCAGGAGCAGGUCGAGAAGCUCAAGGCCCUACAUGUCGACUCGGCCGAGUACAGCUGCAUCAAAGCCAUCGUGCUCUUCACGUCAGACGCUUGCGGCCUGUCGGAUGCGGCCCACAUUGAGAGCCUGCAGGAGAAGUCUCAGUGCGCUCUGGAGGAGUACGUGAGGAGCCAGUACCCGAACCAGCCGAGUCGCUUCGGCAAGCUGCUGCUGCGACUGCCCUCACUGCGUACCGUAUCCUCAUCCGUCAUCGAGCAGCUGUUCUUCGUUCGCUUGGUAGGUAAAACUCCAAUUGAAACCCUCAUCAGGGAUAUGUUGCUAUCCGGGAGCAGCUUCAACUGGCCCUACAUGUCCAUUCAAUGAUCCCAGCGAGCGUGCGAAACAAUAAAAAAGCGAGAGACUAAAGGACCAAAACUCUACAACCCUCCUUUCAAGAAGACUAUAUCUAUAUCUAUAUAUAUAUUAGAGGACCUCGUUUCUGAUCACAUUGGAAGACUUUCUUUUUUUUUUGUUGUUGUUGGACCGAAAUGGAAUACGUAAUGUACAAAGAUAAAAGCCCUGGACUUAACUCUUAUGUAAAUCCAUCGUCAUCGUCAAGAACACUCUCCAUUUUUGUAAAAUACUAGUCUUUAUUUUCCUUUUUUUGUAAGAAAAAAAACAGAAAAAUCAAAAACAAAAUACGUACAGAUAAAUUGAAGAACAUCAUAUGCGCAGUAAAAAUGAAUCAAAACUUAGCGGGAAAGUAACGUUCCCAAGCAAUUAUAAGAAAUGUCCUGUGUCUGUGUAUCUCUGUUUUGUAUUUUUUCUGGUUCUAAACCAGUUUUUUCUGUGAUUCUCUACUAAUGAUUUUGAUAUAACAUUUUGCUUCUUAUACUGAGUGCGAUAUAUGUUGUUGAAGCUAUGUUCUCCAAGAAUUAAAAUUGAAGUGACAAUUUAAAACAUAAAAAAAUAAAGAAAAUUUUAGACAAAUAAGAAACAGUCUAAUCGCUAUGACAAUAUCACUGAUGGUUGAACUUUCCCCCCAAUUGAUGCUCUAUGGACAUGCAACUGCGGCAAACCUGACCUCAUGGACAAUUGAAGGAGAGGACGCCUUGGUCGUGUGUGUGAGUGCGUGUGUUGAGUCAAUCAUCAGGCAAAGAGGAAAGACAUGGAAAAUUAAAAGCACUUUUAAUAUAUCAUUUUCAAAAUA